Molecule: messenger RNA, 984 nt
Organism: Branchiostoma belcheri (Belcher's lancelet)
Lineage: Eukaryota; Metazoa; Chordata; Leptocardii; Amphioxiformes; Branchiostomatidae
Exons: 1
Coding region: 1-984 (327 amino acids)
Source: RefSeq, a predicted model, not a curated record
AUGGUGCAUGCUCUCUUGACAGACACCACCCUCGCGGUACGCGUCCGAGGAGAAGCAGCCCCUCCGUUUGAAGCAGUUGUCGGCUCACCCCAGGGUGACAGCUUAAGUCCACAGCUCUUCAACAUCUACUAUGAGGCAGCCCUCCGUGAUCUGCGUGAGACCUACCCACCAACCCCUGCCGAAGACAAGCGGCUCAAGCUACCACCAGAGACCCAAUAUGCUGAUGAUCUUGAUUUCAUAAGUACAUCCCACCAACAUCUAGAAAACAUACACGAGCAGGUGAUAAAGGUUCCGCCAGAAUGGAAGCUACAGGCCAAUGCCACCAAGACUGAACGAAUACAUAUCUGUUGGAAAAGGGAGAGGGAGGAGGAGACAUGGAGUAAAACGAAGUCUCUGGGCUCCCGGCUAGGCAUCGCUGAUGAUAUCGACGGGAGAAUGCAGUUGGCCAACGCAGCAGUUAGGAAGAUGUGGUACAUGUGGGGAGCACAACCUGUCUCCCUGGAGCUAAAGCUUAAACUCUUUAACGUUUACGUCUUACCUGUAAUGCUAUACAACUGUGGUACAUGGGGGUUAACGGAACAGUUAGCCAGCAAGAUCGACACCUGGCACAGGAAGCAGUUAAGACGCUUAGCUGGGUAUGUCCACCCACACCACAUCAGUAACACCAACCUGUACAAGAUCUGUAACUCCUCUCCCCUUCAAAAUGAAGUCCACCGGCGCAGAUGGACUUUCUUCGGACACAUUCUCCGCAUGUCACCUGACUCACCUGCACAAAAGGCCCUCAACAUCGCCUUUAGCAGAAAACUCUCGCCAAGGAAAGGCAGGCCCCGAGGAGGUCUUCUGGACUGUCUACUAGACGACGUCAAGUUGUACUUCCAGCAGAACAUUAAAGCCGAGGCCUACGUUCUUAAGUGGCUACGAGACCAGGCAAGGCAGAAGGAAAAGUGGAACGGACUGUACAAGAACAUUAAGGACUCAUACUGA